This is a messenger RNA of Peronospora matthiolae, 918 nucleotides long. The record is from the annotation of a GenBank genome assembly. Lineage: Eukaryota; Oomycota; Peronosporomycetes; Peronosporales; Peronosporaceae.
AUGUCGCUCCGGCAGUCCACCAUGUCGCUCCCCAGUCAGUCCCGUCGUCGCAAGUCGGUGGAGGAACAGCAGAUGAUGACUCGCGCCUCUUCGUUCACCAAGCGACGCCCCGACAAGCAGCCCCAGCGUCUCCUGUCCACGCAGACAAUGGAACAGAUGCUGCUCGACAAUGUGCACGUGGACUUCAUUAAAGCCGUAGUGGCUGGCAAGAACAUGUUGGCCAGUCCACGCUUCGUCAUGCGCGUUAGCAACGCGGCACUGGACCAAUCGUGGGAAAUGGCGAGGACGUUCAAGGAGUUUUGCGAGCUCAAAGAGGCGAUCAUCGCCGUGCUCGACCACGGCCACUUCUGUCCGUCCAAUUGCCCGUGGCUCUACAUGUACGCUGCUCACCACUUCCCCCGUCGUCGCAUCUUCAGGUCGCGACGUCCGUCGGUCAUUGCAAGUCGUCUGUCUGGAUUACAGACGUACGUCUCGACGCUCUUGCGCAUGGCCAAGCAGAACCGCAACCUCGAGUGCGCUGUGUCGUCGACGAAACUACCGCAGCUCAUUUACAACUUUCUGUUCGAGGGCAUGGUCUUUGGCCAGUCAGACUUUACGCGAUUAAGCGAGCACCGGCUGUCGCUAGCUGGUCGAGAUAGCACCUUUGUCGACAAUGAUUACCCGACACAAGAAGCAGAGGACUGUUUUCUCUGUCGCAAGGCGCUGGUUGCCGAUGACAACGUAUCGAUCGUCCCAGCGUCUCAUCGCAGUGGGUUGAGUGGUGACAAGAAGAGCGGCAGCUAUGCGAUGGCAGGUUUGACGACGCUUUUGUGCGGCCAUUGUUUCCACGACGAAUGCAUUCUCGUGAAACUCAACGAGUCGCUACUGUGUCCGCUCUGCGCCACACAUGCCGGACCACCUCACUCGAGAGCUGGUUGA